Messenger RNA from Drosophila willistoni, 1239 nucleotides. RefSeq names its product protein YIPF5 homolog (gene Yip1d1). Bases 102 to 878 code for a protein of 258 amino acids. NCBI's taxonomy places the organism in Eukaryota, Metazoa, Arthropoda, Insecta, Diptera, Drosophilidae. The transcript has 6 exons. Gene Ontology annotation, cellular component: membrane; trans-Golgi network. Gene Ontology annotation, biological process: endoplasmic reticulum to Golgi vesicle-mediated transport; vesicle fusion with Golgi apparatus. The record is from RefSeq and is a predicted model, not a curated record.
CUGGAUUUAGAAGUGACGUGUUGAACUUUGUUUUGAUUUGGUUUCAAUUUAAUUGAAACAUUUCUAUCUUAAUAGUUAAUAAAUUAUAGUGAUAUAAGAAAAUGUCGCAAUUCGGUGGACCCGAUGAUUUCUAUGGCGGUAAUCAAGGAGAUACCAGCUAUAACUUUGACAUGCCCGAAUUUGGACAAGAACUUAACUUCCAAACCUUCGACAACACACAGGCCUCAGUGCCACCAAGUUUUGAAGCGCCACCGCCGCAGCAGGGUCUAGGCGGAUUCUAUGAUCCUACAGCGUAUGCGGAUAAUUCCUAUGCUCAGACCAAAGCCGUUGGCGGUGCUGACGGGGCGGGGACUGAUUUCGAUGACGAGCCACCGCUACUGGAAGAACUUGGCAUCAAUCCUAAUCACAUAUUCCAAAAGACACUGGCCGUGCUGAAUCCUCUUCGUGGGACUGAUCAACAAAUACUUCAGGAUACUGAUAUGGCUGGACCUUUAGUAUUCUGUUUAACCCUUGGCGGAUUUCUUUUACUGCAAGGCAAAGUGACUUUUUCUUAUAUAUAUGGAAUCGGUGUGAUGGGCUGCAUUUUCUUCUAUUGUCUGCUGUCACUGAUGGUUACCCGGUCACAGGUGACCUUUGGCGCAGUGGCCUCUGUGCUGGGCUAUUGUCUACUGCCCAUGGUUGUAUUGUCGGGCAUCAACAUUUUAAUCACCAUUCAGGGCACACUCGGCCUAAUUGUGAGCGGCAUCUCCAUAUUCUGGUGUGCCAUAUCGGCCUCGAAACUAUUUGCCACUGCAUUCUCUAUGGACCAUCAACAGCUGCUGAUUGCCUAUCCGUGUGCUGUACUCUAUGGAGGAUUUGCGUUGAUUACCAUUUACUAGGCCGCCUGAAGGCAGCGGUACACAUGUGUGUAUGUGUACGUGUGUCUUUAUGUGUGCAGGACAAUUAAAACCAUGCCAAUGCAUAACAACAACAUCAACAACAACAGCACACACACACACCCACACACACACACAGAGAUCGAAACACUCAUAUACAUAGAUAGAGAGAAAGACCAACAUGAAAAUAUUUUAAGAAAAUAAGCGCCGAUUGCGAAUUUGUUUUUCAUAUUUUUCUUCCUCUCUCAACUCACUUCCCUUCUGUGGCCCUCCUUUUAUUUUAUUAUUUUUUUUUUUUUGUGUGUGAAACUCGGCCAUGUAAUAAAUUUGAUUGAGAAACAACAAAGAAACCAAAAAAGGUUAA